Molecule: messenger RNA, 879 nt
Organism: Acanthaster planci (crown-of-thorns starfish)
Lineage: Eukaryota; Metazoa; Echinodermata; Asteroidea; Valvatida; Acanthasteridae
Source: RefSeq, a predicted model, not a curated record
CUCAACGGCAGACAACCCCUCUCUAGCACUUGUCAAAAAAAAUCGCUCUUCCUGAACUGCCACCAGAAGGAAAGUUUUGCCCAGGUAUAUUUCGUAAAUAGUUACCAACAAUGAAGGGAUACGCCUGCCUGAGUUUUGUGCUCUGUCUUGGUUUGGUUGUGGCAGCACCGCUGCAUGGCCACAGCCAGUCUGAAGAGGUGAUGGUAGCUCGUGGCGCUAGUUUUGAAGGGCACCUCGACUCUAGAGGCCAUAGCCAGUCAGAAGAGGCGAUGAAAGCACGUGAAGCUAGUUUUGAAGAGCAGCUCAAUUCAAGAGGUCAUAGCCAGUCUGAAGGAGUGAUGAAAGCACUUAGUAGUUUCGAAGGACAACUCGACUCGAGAGGUCAUAGCCAGUCUGAGGAAGUGAUGAAAGCGCGUGGUAGUUUCCAAAGACAACUCGGCUCGAGAGGCCAAAGCCAGUCUGCAGAGGUGAUGAAAGCACGUGGUAGUUUUGAAGGACGACUGGAUUCAAGAGGCCAUAGCCAGUCAGAAGAGGUGAUGAAAGCACGUGAUGCUAGUUUUGAAGAACAGCUCGAUUCAAGAGGCCAUAGCCAGUCUGCAGAGGCGAUGGAAGCUCGUGGUGCUAGUUUCGAAGGACAGCUCGAUUCAAUAGGAGUAAAGAGAGUCCAGGCACCAUAUUGACAGUGUUCCGAGGGCUUCUGCUUGUGUGUUGCCGGACGCUUCACCCAGAGUCGAUUUGGCUCAGACCGGAACAACAGGGCAUGGUAAACAGACACGUAGUUGAAGGGUCAGCGGGAUUUUAAUUAAUAAUCGAGAUAGCUUGUUGGGCCUACUGAUACAUUGUAGCCUUUUACAGUCGUCCUUAAAAUUAUUUAUACCU